AUGACUAAAAAGCCAAACUCCAAGGAGAAAAAACAAAUGCUUUCACUAAUGCGACACCAAGGAUGUUUGGAUGACGGGUUGAGGGACAAAAUUGUGCCUAAGAAAUAUAAACCUGGCGAAGAAGUGAAUGAACAAAAUUUUGCUAUAUGCAAAUAUUGUAAAGGGUUUUUCAAGCGGCUGUACUUGAGCCGACAUGUGAAAAAGUGUUUUGCCAAACCAUCUGGGUCUGAAGAUGUGAAACACCCUUUAACUGAAUCAUAUAUAUACCAUGCUUGUCAGAAAAAAUAUGGGGAAAUAUUAAGUAAACUCCAAGUGAAAAAAGAAGUUUUUGAGAGAAUGCACGCCGAUGAAAUUACUCGAACUGCGAGUAAUGAUAUUUUGAUCAUUUAUUAUGGAGAGGAUUUACUCAAGAAAAUAAAAAUGAAAAGAAGGUUUUAUCACAUUAGUAACAAACUUCGUGAAUGUGCUAAGUUUCUUAAUGAAAUAAGAAAAAUUAAACCUUAUGAUAAUCUUUUGUCCGUUUUGAGACCUGAAAAUUUCGACAAUACUAUCGAGGCUAUCAAGUCACUUUCAAGGUAUGAUAUCUCCAAGAGGAAUUUUGGAGCAGCAUCCUUGGCAUUACAUUUCAGAACCAAUCUGACUAACUUAUGUGAUUUGGCAAUUAAACUAAUUCUAAGAAGAAAAAUACCUCAUUUUCACCAAGAUAUUGAAAAAACAUUGACAGAACUUGAAAGGUUCAAGAACUUAGUGGAUACUCAGUGGGCUACUGAAAUUGGAAGUUUAGCACUCAAGGAUUUGAAUGAGAAGUCGUCAGUUAAGCCCAAGUUGCUGCCAAUAACCGAAGAUAUAGUCAAGUUUGCAAGAUUAGUUGACGAUAGAGCUGAGGAAGCUUAUAAAACACUUUUUCAAAAUAGAGUGGAUAGAGUGUCAUAUAGAAUUCUCGUGGAAACGGUACUAGUGGCUACUAUUUUACACAAUAGAAGGAGAGUGGGAGACGUUCAAUACCUGGAGUGGCAUUCAUUGAAAGAACAAUUUGAAACAGAAUAUACUAUUUCACAUACAGAAAUAGCUAGUUCAUUAACCGAAAAUGAAAAGAUUCUAACUGAAAAUUAUAAAAGAAUAGUUUCAAUAGGGAAAGGCAGCAGGGCCGUUACAAUUUUAAUUCCGAAAAAGAUGUUUAAAUAUUUUAAACUUUUAUUGAAACUUAGAGAAGAACCUUGGUUUCCAAUCGAGAACACUUAUUUUUUUACGUAUCCUGAAUCGAAAUUUUGGAUUGAUGGUUGUUGUGUUAUUCGGAAAUAUGCAAAUUCAUCCAAUGCCAAAUAUCCCGAAUUGAUAACAUCAUGUAGGUUGAGGAAACAUAUUGCGACUGUCACACAGCUUCUCAAUCUACAAACGAAUGAAAUUGACCAAUUAGCCAAAUUUAUGGGGCAUACAUCUAAAACGCACGAAAGUUUUUACAAGUAA
Molecule: messenger RNA, 1467 nt
Organism: Phaedon cochleariae (mustard beetle)
Lineage: Eukaryota; Metazoa; Arthropoda; Insecta; Coleoptera; Chrysomelidae
Source: the annotation of a GenBank genome assembly